AAUUGGCCUGAUUGGCCCGGGGAGCGGGAGGCUCCAGCCAAUCCGGCGGGGCGCGAUGCCGGGGCCCGCUUCGGAGGUCUGCUGGUGGAGGUGGGCGCGAGGAAGGGCGCUGUCCACGGGCUGGCGGUGCUGAUUGCGCGCGGUGGGGCCGGCAUGGGGCGCCUUUGGUAGCAGCGGGGGCAGCAGGGGCUCCUUCCCUCCCUGCUUGCGUUGGCCGCCUCGCUCGCUCGCUCCCUCCCUCCUCCGCCGCGCCAUGGCCUCCUCCUCCUCCUCCCUCCUGCUGUUGCUCCUGCUCCUCUCGGGGGCUGCGGCGGAGGCUGGCGGGGUCCCUGCGGCCGUGGAGUCCUUGCUGGAGCAGUUCCGCCGGCAGCAGCAGGAGCCUUCGGAGGAGGAGGCGGCGGCGGCGGAAAGCGGCCGGUGCGCCUCGGGAGGCGCCUUCUCCUCCCGGCCGGACUCCAUCAUCCGCACCAAGGACUCGCUGGCGGCGGGGGCCACCUUCCUGGGCUCCCCGGGCGCCGUGGAGGGAGCGCGGCAGUGCCUGGAGGCCUGCUGCGCCCGAGAGCCCUGCAGCCUCGCCGUCCUCCAGCGCGCCGCCACGCCCUCCGACGCCCCCCGCUGCUACCUCUUCAACUGCACCUUCCGCGGCCGCCACGUCUGCCUCUUCGCCCCGCAGCCGGGCUACCACAGCUACGCCCGACAGGAGCCCCGCGGCCCCGAAACUGAUGAGCCUCCCCUCAGCAAAGCAGGUACAGAUGUUAUCCUUCAGUUGCCUGUUGACUGGGUGAUUCUGGAUGGCCGAGAAAGUAUGGAUGACCAUGGAAUUAUACAGUAUGAAUGGACUUUGCUUCAGGGCGCCUCAUCAUUUGAUAUGAAGGUACCUCAGCCAGGAACACUGAAGCUUUCUCACUUGCAGGAAGGUAAAUACAUCUUACAGUUGACUGUGACUGACACCGCUGGCCAAAGGAGCUCCGAUAAUGUCUCAGUGACAGUGCUUCCCAUGGUUCACUCCAGAUUAGGAUGUUCUGGGAGUUGUUCACGCUACCAGUUCCUUUGUGAUGAUGGCUGCUGUAUUGACAUCACCUUUGCCUGUGAUGGACUGGAGCAAUGUCCUGACGGAUCUGAUGAAGCUUUCUGUCAGAAACUUGAUUCAGGAUCAAAGAAAACAACUCAUACAGCCAUUAGCUCUCUUCAGCAAAAUAGCAUUGGAUUAACUCAAGAUACCAACAAGCAACUUGCAUUUGAAAUCACCCAGAAAGCUGCUGCAAACAGUCAAACACCUGAUGCAGACAAGUUUGACCAAUCGCCCUCUCAGGGAUUGAAGAAAGAAACUACUGGAUCUGUGCUGGAGCAGUGCUUGUUGCCCCCCGAUGCUGGUCCAUGCAAUGGGCACUUUCCUCGCUGGCAUUUUGAUGAUAUUUUGGGUGCUUGUAUACAUUUCAUCUAUGGUGGCUGCAAAGGCAAUGGAAACAACUUCCUUCAAGAAUCUGACUGCCUUGUUGAAUGUGUAAACGUUCAUGGUUCUAGAACCUCAGGGAAAGACACAGAUGAUAAGAAUGAAGAUGACAUUGUGUCAUUAAAGGGCGCACAAAAUGAAAAAAGCCAUCCAGUCCCAGAAGCAGGCGCAGUACUGCCCUUAGCCUUGGGACUGGCCAUCACUGCUUUGCUGCUGCUCAUGGUAGCUUGCAGAUUGCGUUUAGUGAGACAGAAACUUAAGAAAGCCCGGCCCAUUAUGUCAGAGGAAUCGGAUUACCUCAUAAAUGGGAUGUAUCUCUAAAGGAGGAUUCAGGUUAUUUCUCUUUUCUCAAGCUUUCCGGAAUAAAGUGUGCCUCUUGCAUUUUUUUUUUUAACAACAACAAAAAUCAUAUUUUAGACAAAGAAGGAUCAGCCAUCUUCUGUAACUUUCUUUUGAAGUCUGUGGCAGACUAAAUGUGUGUAGUUGCAACAGCAUACUGAAUUGCUUCCCUGCCAGAGUUCUGUGACUGUCUUGACUGGCAGCAAGAUGGGUUUCUGACUUAUUAUUUUCUGUGUCUGUAGCAAUCUCACAAACCUUUUACUGCGAUUUCACUGUGCAGAGUAAUGUGACCGGAGCUUCUUAUGUGGUUUCUGAUUCGCUUUUAGAACUCCUAAACCUGCUGCCUGCUCUUUAUGCUCCAUCUUUUUCCCCAAUUUGCAAUAUAGUUUUGUGCAACCUGACAACAGCAAUUAGAAUCCCAGUGUCAGUUUCUGGGAUUGCUGUGCUAGUGUAAUAAGCAGUGUGAUCCUACUGCCAGUAGCUGGGAUACAUCAGGCCGUGGAUUGUUCAAUUAAACAUAUUAGAUCAGAGGUGGGAACUAUUGAGUGCAACUCCCAUUAGCCCUAGUCAGCAUAGCUGUUAGUGAGAAAUACUGGGAGUUGCAAUUCUGCAGUAUCUAGAAUAUUGCCAUUUUCUAUCACUGUACCACUAGGUGCAUAUUAUUUGCUACUACAUUGGCCACAGUGUAUGAUGUUAAGUGAGAAAGUACUUCCUCUCUUUCCCCCCAUAAGAAUGUUUCAUCACUAAUUUAGCUCUUUACAGGAUUUAUUUUUUAAAAAUUACUUGGCAUUGUGAUCAGUUCAAGAGGUGUCAAACUAGAAGAAUGGUUCCCAGCCUUUGGCUCUCCGGGUUGGCACUUUAACUCCCAGAAGCUCCAGCCAGCUUGGCCAACUGUCAGAGAUUUUGGGAGCUGAAAUACCAAAUUUCUGGGAAUCACUGAACUAGAAGUGUGUUACUGAUUGUGGAAAUUACUGCAUUUGGCAAGUUGCUUCUGUGGGGUAUUUUGGCCUAAAUCCAACUCAGUCUUUCAGGCAUGCAUUUGUUUACCAUUCACUUAUUAGUUCAGUGGGUCUAUUUCAGUUGGGAAUUGAAUUCAGACCAUAGAUUAUAAGAGCUUGUUUCAGUUUACAUAUCCAGAGGCCACAAGCAGGCUUGAACGUUUUCUAGUUAAACUAUAUUGGACUAGAAAUGGAACACAGUUUUGUUGUGACGUAGCAAGCUUGAUGUCCGGCAGUAUUUUGCUUUGCUAUUCUGUUACCAGCUUCUGCUGCAUUGCAAGCUGUACAUGGGGGUCUUAAAACAACCCAUCACAUAUAAAACUGCAGCUCCCAGCAGCCACAAAAUCACAACAUUGUUACACAUUCGUAGAUCCCGUUAAAUGUUUCAUGGAAAAGCUGUGCUAUCUUAGCUUUAUCCUGGGAGCCUUCCUUGUUCUUCAUAUUUAUGCUUGUUAACUUCUCUCCUCCUGUCUUUGCCCCAGGAAAUGACAAUUCCAUCAUUUUGUUCUAAACUUAAGUAUGUAACAGUCAACUUUGAAUCUGCCUAAAAUCUCUUUGACAGAUUUAUGUCAUCUCAGGUUUAUACUCCUUUCCUCCAAUUUGAGAGCUUAUUUCCUUCUUAGUCCUAUAUUUUUCAGAUUUUAAAAGAAGUGGCCAUGAUCAAAUUAGUAAUCGUGUUUACCAGGCUUCUCAGUUAUCAAUCCACACACUCAAAAAAAAAUGGUGAAAGACACCUUUUUCUUGCUAUAGGUACUUGAGAAUGUAUAAAUCACAAUACAGAAGUCCUGGCCUUUAGUAAAGUGAAAGAUUAAGCCCUACUGCCUCAUCAGUCCAGAUGGUGAUAAGAUAGUAGAUAAAUUGGUCAUUCAAGAUAGCCAUUAAGGUGCACUUAAAGCAUGUCAUUAUAUAGAUCAUCCCAUGAAUAAAAAUAUAAAUCUAUCACAGCUUGGAGAAAGACUGUAAGCAAGGUUGCCCUCUGCUAUGCUGCUUUUCUAAUUGUACCAUUUUGGUGUGUUUUUUUUAUUUGUAAAAAAGUUAAUAUGAAAUAUGUGGUAUCUACCUUCUUUCUAGAGUGGUACUUCCCAUUCUGAUACAGUCCAAGUUUCCAGUUCAACAAUUUGCUCCAUUGUUUCUGUGGACAAUGGAUUUGUCAUUUAAUCUUGAUGACAACACUGCCUAAUUGGACCUUCACAGCAGAGAAGAUUCAGUAACUACACCAAUUAAGAGUUUGUCCAUUUGUCUAAAACUAUUGACUGCAUUGUAAGAAGCAUUAUACAGUGAAGUGUGUAACUUGCGUAUGUUAUUGUGUGUGAACCCUCUUCUUUAUCCAACUUUAUAAAUGCAUUACAGUCAGAGGGCCCAGGUACAAAUCAUUAUAGAAAAGACACAACUACUUGGUAUGCUUUCUUUAUAUUAAUGAAAUAACUUACCACAGACUCCCAAAUUGCCAAUUUCCCAAUCCAAAUGUGUUAAGAAAAAUAAACCUAUUUUAUUCUUGA
Anolis carolinensis (green anole) is the source of this 4289-nucleotide messenger RNA. It is a transcript of the gene lrp11, whose product is annotated as LDL receptor related protein 11. Gene Ontology annotation, molecular function: serine-type endopeptidase inhibitor activity; protein binding. Bases 254 to 1774 code for a protein of 506 amino acids. The transcript has 8 exons. NCBI's taxonomy places the organism in Eukaryota, Metazoa, Chordata, Lepidosauria, Squamata, Anolidae. The record is from RefSeq and is a predicted model, not a curated record.